UUCCUCUUUUUCUGUCUUUUCAACAAAUCAGAAAAUCCCUAAAUUCACUGAACCCUCCUCUCCUCUCUCUGUCUCCCCAUAUCUUCUGAUUCUUCUCUGAUCCUCUCUUCCAACUCCUUUAUUAAUACCUCCAAAGAUUUCCCCUUUUCUUUAUUCUCUUCCUUAGCUACUUGCCUUCCUCAUUUCCCUACUAGUACUAGCUAGUUUCACACAGUUUCAUUACCAAACCAAACCAAAACACAAAAGCUUCUCAAACUCUUCCUCUUAUAAGGGAUUAAUUUGGCUCACACGGCUUAAAGCUUUGAUUCUAAACCGGAAUCACAUCAGCUCAGAACCAUUCUUCACCUCAAAGCUUCUUCUUUUAAAUCUGAAUCGUUGAGAUAACUCGGUUUUGUUCUGCAUUCUCUGUUUCUGAAUCGUGGGUCAUCGUGAUUUGUCUCGAAUUCGUCACCGUUUGCUUCGAUCAAGCUGCAUUGGUUAACCAGUGCCCUAAAAAAACAUAUCUUUGAGCAAAAUUUGUCACCGAUCUUCUAAAUCGGAAUCAGACCCAGCAAAACAACCUCGUUAGAUAGAUGAUUCGCGAAAUCUCAAACUUACAAAACGAUAUUAUUAACAUUCAAGACCGUUAUUCGAACAACGGAGUCAUGGACGUCGGAAGAAACAACCGGAAAAACAUGAGCUUUCGAAGUUCGCCGGAGAAAAACAAGCAAGAGUUACGGCGGAGUUUCUCGGCGCAGAAAAGGUUGAUGAUUCCGGCGAAUUAUUUCAGUUUAGAGUCUCUGUUUCUAUUGGUGGGUCUCACGGCAUCUCUGUUAAUCCUUCCGUUAGUUUUGCCGCCGUUACCUCCGCCUCCGUUUAUGCUGCUUUUGGUUCCCAUUGGGAUUAUGGUUUUGCUCGUGGUUCUUGCCUUCAUGCCUUCUUCUGAUUCUAAUAAUGCUAAUAGAGAUGUAACUUGCAAUUUUAUGUAAAUCUUAUUAUAUCAUAUGAUUUUUAAUUAAUCUUAGGGUUCUUAAUCCAAUGAAAUUACAAAAGAUAUGCUCA
This is a messenger RNA of Arabidopsis lyrata subsp. lyrata, 1041 nucleotides long. Its product is annotated as protein AUXIN-REGULATED GENE INVOLVED IN ORGAN SIZE. Gene Ontology annotation, biological process: positive regulation of organ growth. The coding region runs from base 573 to 968 and encodes 131 amino acids. The transcript has 2 exons. The record is from RefSeq and is a predicted model, not a curated record. NCBI's taxonomy places the organism in Eukaryota, Viridiplantae, Streptophyta, Magnoliopsida, Brassicales, Brassicaceae.